AUGGCUACUAAACUUCUCGUACUCUCUCUUUCACUUUGUUUUCUAUUUUUCAGUAGCAGCUUUGCUCGCAGAGAACAGUCUCAACAAAAUGAGUGUCAGCUGGAACAACUCAAUGCCCUCGAACCUGAUAACCGUAUAGAGUCAGAAGGUGGACGCAUUGAGACUUGGAAUCCUAACAACAGGCAAUUCCGAUGUGCAGGUGUGGCCCUCUCUCGUGCUACUCUUCAACGCAAUGCCCUUCGCAGACCUUACUAUUCCAACGCUCCUCAAGAAAUUUACAUCCAACAAGGUAAUGGAUAUUUUGGCAUCGUAUUCCCUGGUUGUCCGGAGACCUUUGAGGAGCCACAAGAAUCUGAACAAGGAAAGGGACGCAGGUACAGAGACAGCCACCAAAAGGUUAACCGAUUCAGAGAGGGUGAUAUCAUUGCAGUUCCUACUGGUGUUGUAUUUUGGAUGUACAAUGACCAGGACACUCCAGUUAUUGCCGUCUCUCUUACCGAUACUGGCAGCUCCAAUAACCAGCUUGAUCAGAUGCCAAGGAGAUUCUAUCUUGCCGGGAACCACGAGCAAGAAUUUCUACGAUACCAGCACCAACAAGGAGGAAAGGAAGAACAAGAAAAUGAAGGCAACAACAUUUUCAGUGGCUUCAAGAGGGAUUUCUUGGAAGAUGCUUUCAACGUGAACAAGCAUAUAGUAGACAGACUUCAAGGCCGGAACGAAGACGAAGAGAAGGGAGCCAUUGUCAAAGUGAAAGGUGGUCUCAGCAUCAUUAGCCCACCUGAGAGACAACCACCUCACCAGAGAGGCAGCAGACAAGAGGAAGAGGAAGAUGAAGAUGAAGAGAGAGGCAGCAGACAAGAGGAAGAGGAAGAUGAAGAUGAAGAGAGGCAGCCGCGUCAUCAAAGGAGCAGAGAAGAGGAGGAAAAAGGAGACGAGAAAGAGCGCCGCCGCCACCACAGCCAAAAAGGUGAAAGCGGAAGGCAUGGAGACAAUGGGCUUGAGGAAACCAUUUGCACUGCUAAACUUCGACAGAACAUUGGUUCAUCUUCAUCACCAGACAUAUACAACCCUCAAGCUCGUAGAAUCAAAACUGUUAACAGCCUGGACCUCCCAGUUCUCAGGUGGCUCAAACUAAGUGCUGAGCACGGAUCUCUCCACAAAAAUGCUAUGUUUGUGCCUCACUACAACCUCAACGCAAACAGCGUGAUAUACGCAUUGAAGGGACGUGCAACGCUACAAGUUGUGAACUGCAAUGGAAACACCGUGUUUGAUGGGGAGCUAGAAGCCGGUCGUGCAUUGACAGUACCACAAAACUAUGCCGUGGCUGCAAAAUCAUUGAGCGACAGGUUCACAUAUGUAGCAUUCAAGACAAAUGACAGAGCAGGUAUUGCAAGACUUGCAGGGACAUCAUCAGUUAUAAAUGAUAUGCCGGUGGAUGUGGUUGCAGCGACAUUCAACCUUCAGAGGAAUGAGGCAAGGCAGCUCAAGUCCAACAAUCCUUUCAAAUUUCUAAUUCCACCGCGUGAGUCUCAGAACAGAGCUUCGGCUUAG
Messenger RNA from Lathyrus sativus (Indian pea), 1551 nucleotides. The record is from the annotation of a GenBank genome assembly. NCBI's taxonomy places the organism in Eukaryota, Viridiplantae, Streptophyta, Magnoliopsida, Fabales, Fabaceae.